AUGGAUGAGAGUUCAUCGGUACUCUCGCAGUGCCGCGGCAAGGUCGGCUCAACCAUUAUUUCUAGGCUUGAGAGAUUAGCUGCUGAGCUGCCGGACACUCAUCUCCGCCAAAGAGCGAGCCAAGUAUUGGGCGCAGUGCAGCGGAUAAGCGAUUAUUCAGUGACAAUCAAUCACGGAGAUCUCAUCCCAUCUAAUAUUUUGGUUGACAAGAAUACCUGGAAGAUCACAGGCCUAGUGGAUUGGGCGGAGGCAGAGUACUUACCUUUCGGAACCUGUCUGUACGGACUCGAACAUCUUCUUGGAUAUAUCACUCCACCUGCCUCCGGUAUCGCACCUAUAUGGACAUACUUUGACGGUGCGGCACAGCUUCGUGAGUUGUUUUGGACGCGGUUAAUCGACGCCGUGCCGGAACUGGGGGCCCGAAUGGAAGAUGUAAGGGUGAUGAGAGAUUUAGGCGUGCUACUCUGGUAUGGUAUCGCUUGGGAUGAGGGUGCUAUCGAUCGCAUUGUUAAUGAGGUGGAUGAUGUGGAGGAGGUGACCGAACUUCGUGCUUUUCUAACUCCCAAAACUAUUCGAAAGGCGGGCGAUACUACUCAUGCCCUCAUUUCCAGUACUGAGAAGGUAAAGAAAGCUUCACUGCAGCGAGAGGUGCCUAGCACUCAUCCCAAAAUGGCGAUCUCCGGCACCAGCAGUGAGUGUGAUCUCAGUCUCACAUCUCCAAGCACUGGCGAAGUUCCAAAGCGACUCGCAACAAGCACUCCCAGGAAGAAACAAGGCUCGGUCGAUCCUGGUGAACGCACCGUCUCCUCUGCUCUCCGAAGGCUUGCACCGAAGCCUUUUGCAAACGUGAGCGGUAGCUGUCAAAACCCAAUCAUCGUUGAGGAGACUGCAUCACCGCCACGGCAAGCAGUACGAGCUCAGAAGCGCAAACCCAGACACAAGAAGCUGACAAAAACCCAUCAAUCAAUCGGCGAUGGGUAUAGAGACCUAUAUAGCUAUCACCCUUUUAGAACAGCAUUGACAGCCAUACCUCCGAGCGGCAGCACGUUCACUGGACAUCAGAGCCAUGACAUAUACCGCAUGAUGAACGCAAAGAUAACUGCGGCCCCAAAUGUCAGCCCGAACGCCGCGUGGGGCCGCCAUACUCUGAACGUACCUUUUGAAGUGCAAUACCCGCUCUCCUCGCAGGUUUUUAUGCAGCAGCAGAACGCGUCAGAAUAUUGGUCCCCGUACUCCCAGAACCAUCAGGCUCAAAUUCCUCCUAAUACUCAUGGGUACCCAACGGUUCCAUCUCAGAACGAAGACCUGCUCCGUAGGAGAGCCAUUCAUUAUAUCCAAGAGUACUCGCGGCAUUCACCGCUGAAGAGAUGGCUGUCUGACGCCGACCCUGACAAGACUAGCGGCGAUGAAGCCGAAGGACACGAGGAGCAUAUUAGACCGCAACCAAACUCUUCAACUGCUCAGUCGCAUUCCAUGCCACAAUCCACGAUACGUAAUAUUCGCUAUUCUAUCAAUCACAAGCCAACGACCCAUCAAGAUCCAGAUCCCAACCUCUUGGUCAGACAUCUCAUUGAGCAUACUUCACUCAUCACGUCGUUGCUACAGCUGUAUUCUCACUCCACCGAUCCUAAGGGCUUAAAGAAUGACAUAUCGAUGAUGUUUCAAGUACAGAAUCAGUAUGUGACUGACUGGAUGAAGGCUGAAUCACUUGACUCGCACAAGCGACGCAAGAUUGACGGUGACAGCACCGUCAGCCUGGAUGAUUGCCUACGGCCGAUCAUGACUUCUGCGACCAGAGCCCAGAACGAGAAAGACGACAUGUUGCGCCAGGUUCUUUCUGCUAAUGCUGAUAUGUGGCAAGAUGGUACAGGGCAUGGCGUUGCGGACGUAUUUGCGGUUGUACCUGCGUCGCCGCCACUCGUGAACAGUCUCAAUGGACGAACAGUCAGCUCUACGCUUGUACCUUCGAUUUCGACGGCACACGAUCUCCCUGUUCAGGAACAGAGCAGAACUACUGGCAGCUCCAUCACAACUCCAAUAAAUCCGAUCUCGAAUUCCACCACAGGAGCAGCACACUGGAAAGGUUUGUCUGUCACCUCCAACAUGGAGGAGAUACAGAUAAAAUCCGGAAGCCCAUCAGUUAGCCCAAAGGAUUACUCUAAGAGUUCGACCGACUUGAGCCACCUCUCAAGCGCUUCCAAAGACCCGGAAGCUCUUACUAGACUAUGCCUCAGGCAGCUCUCACAAUGA
Molecule: messenger RNA, 2250 nt
Organism: Alternaria postmessia
Lineage: Eukaryota; Fungi; Ascomycota; Dothideomycetes; Pleosporales; Pleosporaceae
Exons: 3
Coding region: 1-2250 (749 amino acids)
Biological process (GO): regulation of DNA-templated transcription
Molecular function (GO): DNA binding
Source: RefSeq, a predicted model, not a curated record